GAGAGAGAGAUGCCAGUCAAGAGGCACUGGCACCGUUGAUCUUCCUGCCACCCUCCCCAAGUCGCAACCCAUUUGUGAGUGGACCAUCCUGCCACACGGAGCCACGACUUCUCGCCGUGUAGACUGAAGGACGCCAUCCACACUACCCUUGUCCCCGGGCCUCUGUACCGCCAGGGAGAGCGCUAAAGUGUGGAGGUGAACUGAGGCUGCGACAUGUCGAGGCUGAGGAGCAGAGCUGGGUGGCUGGUAGACCAUGAGGUGGGCGCCACGUUGACGAACAUCGUCCUCGCUCUCCUAUUAGCCGUCGCCAUCGCACAGUUCAUCAAGAGACGUCGCAAGGUGUGGCUGCUGAACCAACUUCCUGGUCCCAAGGGUGUCCCCAUCCUGGGUUCAGCUCUCGAGGUGAACUGUGAUAAUGUGGAACUCUUUCGCACGCUCAACUCCUACUGCGACAUGGGCGAGGUGGUGCGUCUGUGGCUUGGCCCUUACCCGGUGGUGGUACUGACCAGCGCACGCGCCUUUGAGACCUUGUUGAGCAGUCAGAAACACUUGGACAAGAGCAGUGACUACGAUUUCCUUCUUCCCUGGCUGGGCACUGGCCUCCUCACUUCUACGGGCAGUAAGUGGCACUCUCGCCGCAAGCUGCUUACCCCGGCCUUCCACUUCAGCAUCUUGGACAACUUCGUGGACGUGUUCAGCAGACAGAGCAGCAAGAUGGUCAACAAGCUGACGGACAAGGCCAAUGGAGAGGCCUUUGAUAUCUUUCCCUUCAUCACCCUCUGCACUCUGGACAUCAUAUGCGAGGCAGCGAUGGGAAGAUGUGUGAACGCCCAGGACAGAGAGGACUCAGAAUACGUCCGCUCGGUGAAGAAGAUCAAUUACUUAAUUCAGCGAAGAACGGCGAUAGUGUGGCAGCGACCAGACUUCAUGUUUCGCCUCUUGGGCCUCAAGAAGGAGCAGGACACGUGCCUGGCAGUGCUACACAAUUUCACGCGGGACGUCAUCAGGGAGCGGCAGAAGCUGCACCGGGAGGCCAAGGCAAGGGAACAGCAACAAGAGUGUUCGGAGGAGGAGAAACUCUUGGGCAAAGGGAAGCGGCGCCUUGCCUUCUUGGACUUGCUGCUGGAGGCUUCGGAGGAUGGCAAGGUUCUAUCCGACGAGGAUAUUAGGGAGGAGGUGGACACCAUCAUGUUCAGGGGACACGACACCACCUCCAGCGGAAUCAACUGGGCCCUGUACCUUAUGGGACGCCACCCGGAAGAACAGACGCGGGUGCAGGAGGAGCUGGACAGUAUCUUCGGAGACAGUGAUCGUCCAAUCACCAUGGAUGACCUGAGGCAGAUGAAGUACACGGAGAACUGCAUCAAGGAGUCCCUCAGGCUGCUUCCCUCCGUCCCCUUCAUCGGCAGGAUGCUGAAAGAAGACAUCGUUAUAAAUAAUCAGCGAAUCCCGGCAGGCGUCAAUUUUUCCUUGGCAAUAUACAAGCUGCACCGAGAUCCUGAGCAGUUUCCUGACCCUGAGAAAUUUGACCCCGAUCGUUUCCUGCCCGAGAACGCAGCCAAGCGUCAUCCUUACGCCUAUGUGCCCUUUAGCGCCGGGCCUAGGAACUGCAUAGGUCAAAGGUUUGCUCUGCUAGAGGAGAAGGUAGUGGUGAGCAACGUAUUGCGUAACUUCCGCGUGGUGAGUGACAUCCCAGAGACUGACCUGAAGCUGAUGGGCGAGCUGGUGCUGCGACCCCACGGUGGCAACCCCAUCAAACUGCUGCCCCGCCGCUCCUAAGCCACGCCUUCCACCUGUCUGUGGUUCUGUUCCUCCCGAAGCAUCCACGCCACGCUGCCUGGGUUUGGUGCUGCUGCAGGUGUCCGAAAUGGUCUUUGUCGCAUUACUCAUGUUUGUGUAAUUCACGAUUGUGUGCUAAGGAAAAAAAAAAAAAAAAAAAACGAAAUUUUAGUUUUUACAAUAAAAUAAGUCUAAAAAUUA
Molecule: messenger RNA, 1980 nt
Organism: Portunus trituberculatus (swimming crab)
Lineage: Eukaryota; Metazoa; Arthropoda; Malacostraca; Decapoda; Portunidae
Product: cytochrome P450 4C1-like
Exons: 12
Coding region: 214-1779 (521 amino acids)
Molecular function (GO): oxidoreductase activity, acting on paired donors, with incorporation or reduction of molecular oxygen; iron ion binding; heme binding
Source: RefSeq, a predicted model, not a curated record